Anopheles stephensi (Asian malaria mosquito) is the source of this 1611-nucleotide messenger RNA. Its product is annotated as facilitated trehalose transporter Tret1-like. Gene Ontology annotation, biological process: transmembrane transport; carbohydrate transport. Bases 108 to 1508 code for a protein of 466 amino acids. The transcript has 5 exons. The record is from RefSeq and is a predicted model, not a curated record. NCBI's taxonomy places the organism in Eukaryota, Metazoa, Arthropoda, Insecta, Diptera, Culicidae. Gene Ontology annotation, molecular function: sugar transmembrane transporter activity. Gene Ontology annotation, cellular component: membrane.
UUUAUAUGGGUUGUGUGAAAUGGUUCGGCGCUACCGUCAGACCGCUAUCUUUCUCAGUGAUUAUUUUGAUUUUAAGCGGUUAAGUGGUUCGCAUUCCGUGCGCGAAGAUGGGCAAGCUACCGUACUAUUUCCCACAUCAAAACCAAUACGUCGCUGCAUUAGCAGCAUCCUAUGGCGUACUUACGAUCGGAAUGGUAUUUGGAUGGUCCGCCCCGGCAGGACCUCGGAUCCUGGAAGAUGGUGAAGGCAACGUAGAUCUGUCCGAUGAUCAAUUUUCUUGGACUAUCGCUUUUAUGCCUGUUGGGGGAGCGAUCGCUGCCAUACCUUGCGGACUAAUGAUGAAGUCGGAAGGGCGCAAGAAUACCAUACUGUUCUUUGUUCUGCCACUGCUUUUAGGAUGGGUGUUGCUGACCUGGGCUCAAGCUGUUGCGAUGAUGUAUCUUGGCAGAUUGUUGCAGGGAUUUGCUGCCGGCGCUUACUCUAUGUCGGUACCAAUCUACAUAGGUGAAAUAGCGGACCAACGAAUCCGUGGCACUGUGGGCAGCUUUUUCCAGCUCAUGCUAAACCUGGGUAUGCUGAUGUCGUUCAGCAUUUCGGUUGCUGUCAAUGUGUUUCAGCUGAACAUAAUUUCGGGUUUUAUUGUGCUACUGUUUGGACCCAUAUUCAUGCUAAUGCCUGAAACCCCACCGUGUCUGCUUAAGCGAGGUCAUAAGACCAAAGCUGUAGAAACGCUCAAAUGGCUGCGAGGUCCUAAAUGCGACGCAUUUUCAGAGAUAGAGCUACUCCAAACGCAGCAGGAUGCAUUGUUGAGCCAGCCCAAAAAGUCACUCAAAAAGACUUUAUUUACCCCAGAAACGUUAAGCGCACUGUUUGCAAUGAUUGGGCUGGUAACCUUUCUCCAGAUGUCCGGCAUUAAUGCGGUUUUGUUUUACGCCACAGACAUUUUCAUGAAUGCGUCGGAUUCGCUCAAUCAUGAAGUGGCUACGAUCAUCGUCGGUGUGAUGCAGGUUUUUGGCACUCUACUGGCCGCCUUCACAGUCGAUCGAGUCGGACGCCGCUGGCUGUUGAUGAUAUCCGCCGUAAUUAUGUGUGCCUCGCACAUUGUCCUGGGAGUUUAUUUCCAUCUGUUGAACACUAAUCCAGCACAAGUGGAAAACCUCGAGUGGUUACCCGUUCUGGCGCUAUCCAUCUUCGUAACUUUGUUUUCAAUCGGUUUUGGGCCAGUACCGUGGAUCAUGAUCGGUGAAGUGUUUGCAAUCGAUGUGAAGGAUCUCGCAAGCUCGCUGGCAACAUUUACCAGUUACGCACUGUCGUUCAUGUUGAGCAAAACGUUCAAUCCGCUUCGGAAUGGACUAGGCGAGGCAGGAACGUUCUGGUUGUUUGGUGGGUUCUGUUUGCUUGGUGCGGUUUUCGUGUUUCUAUUUGUGCCGGAAACGAAGGGCAAAACGUUCGACCAGAUACAAACCCGAUUGGCAAGCAGUCGAAUGUAUUACAGGGCGGAAAAAUAAUCUUUCUUGUAUAUUGCUUUCUUGAAUGUCGGUUGGUGUUUGAUUAUUUUAUUUGAUAGUGAGUAAGAGUCAUUAAUAAAUUGAAUAUAUCCUAAACUUUUUA